AAUUUUUUAUAACAUCAGAGACAAUUUGGUUUAGCUAUUGUCUAGAGAGUAUGAAUUCUAAAGAGUUUUUAAAAUUUUGGAGAUAUAUUGAAAACUCAUUAAAUAUGUAUAAUUCUAACCCUUCUGUUGAAAAAGCCGCCUCGGAAUUCUUCAACAUUUUUACGCCUAUAUAUCAACAAAUCGAUUCGCUCUUCGUCUCCAACCUUAAACUUUGGAUGGAAGAACAGAAAAUUGGCGAUAUAAUAAAACCCAAAAAUAGUGUUAACUCGUCGUCGCUUAACGAUACGCUAGCUUUCAAGGUCCCUUUCUAUUCCUCGGUCUACAGGUUAGUAGCCAAAAAAAAAUUGGGAUUAAGCCAUGGCCAAGCCAUGGUGACGUUUAAAUGGCUCAAGACCUUUAUGACCCACACCUUUCAGCAUUUGUUGGAUGUUAGUCGCUCCUACUACAAAAAUUUUAUGAUCGCACUUAUAAACAAGGAUAAACGAUUCGAAAGAAUGCACACCUUCGCGAAAAAUGUUCUCGAAAAGGAAUGUCGGAUCAAGGUGAGCUCGCCCGUUUCUCCCAAAUCGAAAGACAGCAGGUACAUUAAAUCCGAGGAAAUCGACAGGUUAUCCAAAUAUUUUCCUCCCUGCAUGGAAUACUUGCACCUCAAAUUAAGGUUCAUUCAUCGUUUGGAUCAUCAUAGCAGAAUCAGAUAUUCCUUAUUCCUCAAAAGUGCUGGGCUCCCUUUUAGUGAAGCCUUAGACUUCUGGAGGAAUGAAUAUUCCAAGACUAGACAGAGCUCGGCUUCUCACUCGUGCCAUUGCAAUCAUACUUGGACUUCUUCGUCGGAAUACGAUUCCAAAAAUGAUGAUAAAAGGUACACCUAUAAUUUGAGGCACCUAUACGGAAUGGAAGGUUCUCGCAAAAACUAUUCCUGUCAUUCGUGUACCCAGAUCCAAUCUAAUCUAAUAAAAGAUGGCGAAAUGGUAGGCUGUCCGUUCGCCCACUUCCCCGAAAAAAAUCUGCAAAAUUUUUUGACGAAAAGGAUACCUGCCGCGAUAGAAUUCAAAUAUUCUGGCCAGAAUUCUUCAUCCUCAGAACCUGGGUACCUUACUAAGGGUCGAAGCGAGUUGAUAGAAAAUAUCUUAAACAAUAAAAAGGAUAAAAGGUAUAAUAAAUGUUGCGACGAAUUCUUAAAAAUUAGGCGAUCAAUAGCUUUUUCCCGCCAGAACGUUUUCUUAUUUGGCACGGAGGCCACGAGUGACCUGGUAGUAAUGAAGCCGACGGAUUAUUUUGCAGCUAUGACCGCUCCCUCAAAUUAAUAAUUAAAAUUAGGGAUCAAAACUGGAAGCAUAUUUCUUGAAUAUUACUUUAUUAUGUUUAUAUAGAGAAAAUAAAUUAUAUGAUGACAAAUACAUUGUCGCGCCCUUUCCUGAAUUGUUAAAGCCUUUUUGGGGCUAAAUGGACCAUCAUAUGUUUUUAAAAUUAUUCCAGUAUUAUAAAACAUAUUUUAUUUUAUUUUUUAAAUUUAUAAAACCUGACACAUACUUUAUUAAGCUUUUCUGUAUUUACUAUCUAUUCCAUGUUCGACAUUUUUUAAAAAAAAUAUAUAAUAGUCACCUUUUGGACAAGAUAUACAUUGUAUA
Messenger RNA from Gordionus sp. m RMFG-2023, 1628 nucleotides. Its product is annotated as DNA primase large subunit-like. Lineage: Eukaryota; Metazoa; Nematomorpha; Gordioida; Chordodea; Parachordodidae. Gene Ontology annotation, cellular component: alpha DNA polymerase:primase complex. Bases 51 to 1304 code for a protein of 417 amino acids. The transcript has 7 exons. Gene Ontology annotation, biological process: DNA replication, synthesis of primer; DNA replication initiation. The record is from RefSeq and is a predicted model, not a curated record.